Molecule: messenger RNA, 252 nt
Organism: Cylicocyclus nassatus
Lineage: Eukaryota; Metazoa; Nematoda; Chromadorea; Rhabditida; Strongylidae
Source: the annotation of a GenBank genome assembly
AUGUUCAAAGUGCUCGAAGAAAAAACUGGUAUCGCAAAUUCCUACGUAAACGUCGAUAAUGUUUACGAUAUAACAAGAGAGUUAAAUAACAAUUUGACGGACAAACAACCACCAUGGGUGUUCCAAACUUGGCUUGAGUAUGACAAUCGCAGUACAAUGGAUAUAAUAAGUGAAAUGCGAUGUGUACGCAUGAUGACAAAUUUUGAUUCCCCUGACAAGGCAAGGGAAAAAAAGAUCUUUGUUGAACGCUAG